Nerophis lumbriciformis (worm pipefish) is the source of this 1558-nucleotide messenger RNA. RefSeq names its product RAB18A, member RAS oncogene family (gene rab18a). NCBI's taxonomy places the organism in Eukaryota, Metazoa, Chordata, Actinopteri, Syngnathiformes, Syngnathidae. Gene Ontology annotation, molecular function: GTPase activity; GTP binding. The record is from RefSeq and is a predicted model, not a curated record.
ACCGGAAGUUGGACUUCGUUCCACCGGAAACGGUUGGAAACUGGGCUCCUCGCCAGAAAGAUGCUAAAGUGUCCCCAGCCAGAACUGUGAGCAGGAAGGUGUUAGUUGGCCUACAAGGACACGUCGCCCAGUGGACGCCAUGGAAGAAGACAUCCUCACCACGCUGAAGAUAUUAAUCAUCGGAGAGAGCGGAGUGGGGAAGUCCAGCCUCCUCCUCAGAUUCACAGAUGACACAUUCGAUCCGGAGCAAGCCGCCACAAUAGGUGUUGACUUCAAAGUGAAGACCAUCUCCGUAGACGGUAACAAGGCAAAGCUGGCAAUAUGGGACACGGCUGGACAGGAGCGCUUCAGGACCCUGACACCCAGUUACUACCGAGGUGCCCAAGGAGUCAUCCUAGUGUACGACGUCACAAGACGAGAAACCUUCACUAAACUGGAGAACUGGCUCAACGAGCUGGAGACAUACUGUACGAGGAAUGACCUUGUGAAAAUGCUUGUCGGAAACAAAAUUGAUAAGGAAAACCACGAUCUGGACCGGGCAGAAGGGCUGAAGUUUGCAAGAAAACAUUCCAUGCUGUUUAUAGAGGCCAGCGCGAAGACCCGGGACGGUGUCCAGUGUGCCUUUGAAGAGCUGGUGGAAAAGAUCAUCCAGAGUCCGGGAUUGUGGCAGAGCGAGAGUCACGGCAGGGGGGUGCAGCUCACCGAUGAAGACGCGGGAGGUGACACCUGCGGUGGAUUCUGCUCACUGGUCUAGACAACAGACACACACACACAGAACAUUUUGCAGCAUACAGGUGUGAAUACCCCACACACUGCUUCCAUCCUCACUUGUCUUGUCCUGAGCCAAGUACCCAGACUGCGGGCUGGACCGUCCACACAGACCUUACUGUUUGCACGCGUUCCCAUAAAACUGCGCUUCAGAUGCAAAAAGCCGCUCGGCCUCGGUCCUGACGACACGGGAGUGCGCUCGUCUCGCCUCCCGCUCGCUUUGGCGUUGGACAAUGGAAGGAACAUCAGUUUACACAUUUUUAUCAAAAGGGAGACACGACUACAACAAAGUCAACCAAAGUGUGGAAGAAAAGAUGAAUCAUGUUGACCGAGGGUGACUUUUUGUUGAAUCUCGCUUGAGCUGGCUAAUCUGUUUGGACAAAAGUAUUGGGACAGCCCUUCCUCCUAGACCAGGGGUCGGCAACCUUUACCAAUCAAAGAGCCAUUUUGACCAGUUUCACAGAUUAUAGAAAACAAUGGGAGCCACAAAAAAAUUUGGAAAUUUAUAAAUGAAUUAACACUGCAUACAAUUUUUUUUUUUGCUUUGUGCUAUGUAUAUUAUGUAUAUUUGCCCAACCAGUCCACAUGUGCUUUGUGGACUUGGAGAAGGCAUUCGACCGUGUACCCCGGGAAGUCCUGUGGGGAGUGCUCAGAGAGUAUGGGGUAACGGACUGUCUUAUUGUGGCAGUUCGCUCCCCGUAUAAUCAGUGCCAGAGUUUGGUCCGCAUUGCCGGCAGUAAGUCGGACACGUUUCCAGUGAGGGUUGGACUCCGCCAAGGCUGCCCUUUGU